GCUGGGGACUGACAAAUGUCUGCAAAAUUAUCCUUUACUUUUUUGCAAGUGCAUAUUCAGACGAUUAACAUUUUGGUACCUCCGUCUCAGACUCUCAAGCAUGCAAACAUGGACUCGGUAUGCUUACACAUUUUCUGAAAUGUCACGGCAUUCGGACUAUGGUGUGCACCAGUGCCCACAUUCAUCAGAAUUGUGAAGGAGAAGGAGGUCGGCGAUUUCUCCAUUCUACCUUAUAUUGCCACAUGGGUGAACUGUGUGGUAUGGACUUACUUCGGGCUCCCGAUGGUCUCAGAUGACAACAUGACGGUUGCGACGAUCAAUGGAAUCGGUAUACUCUUCUCCACGGUUUUCAUCGUCAUAUAUCUGCUGAACUGCAAGCCAGGUAGAAGGACUAAGGUAUGGAUAUUGAUCGCCUGCUCGGUCGCAUUCGUAGUCAUUUUGAUUACUACAACGCUUGUGUUUGUGGAGAAAAGCAAACGGCCGAAUAUCGUCGGCCCUUUUGGACUCAUCUUUUCAACUGCACUUUACGUAGCACCAACAAUGAUUUUGGGACAUGUGAUUAAAACGAAGAGUGUGGAGUACAUGCCAUUCCUUCUUUCAGUGAAUGGCCUGGUCAACACAAUUGUCUGGACGGCCUACGGAAUUUAUGUCCUGGAGGUCUUCAUUCUUACUCCAAACGCCAUUGGUUUAUUCCUAUCAAUCCUCCAGCUUGUGGUGUAUGCAAUGUACAGGAACGUCCCCCCUCAGACACUCCCGGUGAGCACCGAAGGAGAAAGCCGUACUCCUUCACCACCCCAAACGGUCAAGGAGAAAGCUAUCAUGGGGCCUACACCGAGCUGUUCGGUACCUUCAGACAAAACCUUUUAAGCAAGAAUGUCAGUUUACGGUGCUUAUGUUGUGGCACCGUAUCGAGGAUUUUCGAUCCUAAUGAGGAGCCCGAUGGGAAGAAACAUCACAGACGCCACAUGGGGCGUGCGCUGAGUCGCUGAUGGAUACAACUGUUUAAGUGCCGGGCAGAGCAGAAGGGAAAAAAUGCCGGUUUACGUUGUGCACACGGCACUCUACUGCAGUUUGCAGAGCCUCAUGAGGAGGAGGCCAGAUGGGAAGACAGAUGGAGGACACAAUGUCAUGGCGAGAGAGCUGAUGGGGGCAAAUUACUGCUUCAGCGUCAGGCAGCACAAAUGGAAAUGUUGAUUUAAUAUGUACUAGCCCUUUACAUCGC
Messenger RNA from Chara braunii, 1222 nucleotides. The record is from the annotation of a GenBank genome assembly. Lineage: Eukaryota; Viridiplantae; Streptophyta; Charophyceae; Charales; Characeae.